Messenger RNA from Cajanus cajan (pigeon pea), 2111 nucleotides. The record is from RefSeq and is a predicted model, not a curated record. NCBI's taxonomy places the organism in Eukaryota, Viridiplantae, Streptophyta, Magnoliopsida, Fabales, Fabaceae.
UAGAGUAAGACACACACUCACUCACCCUCUCCGUCACACCGCCCACGCAAACACACUAUAAAACCCCAAACCCCACACAGAAACCUUCUCCUUCCUUCAACUAACUUCUCUCUCUCUCUCUCUCUCUUUGGCGGCUCUCGAUUCUCACUCGCCAAAACCCUAGUUCCAUUUAUUAAUUCUAAAUUAUGUAUACUGCAGACACGUAGGUUAAUUUCAUCAUCCACGCACGCCUUAUUAUAUAUAAACCAUAAUUUUAUGAAAAAGAGAUAAUACAACCAAACAAGCGUUGUUGAGGAAGGACCGAUAAUGGAGGAUUCGGGGGCGCAGAAGAGGAACCACCCAGAGUUCGCGUUAGCGUCGGUUUCCGAGCUGUCUUCGCCUCAUUCUUCUGCUUCGCCGGGGGUUGCACUCUUCGCCGGUGACCGUAUUCAAAUUCGGAAUGAAUCUCACCGUCUCCUUCUCAAUGCUUAUAUUCCAGCUAUUCAGCUAUUCAGAUUAGGUCCUAUUGAAUCAGUUUGCAUGGUGGAAGAGUCUGAGGAUGGCAAACAGACAUCAUAUUCCAGUGGAGUCGCUAUACAGUUUAGAAAUCAGCAAGAGAGUGCGGACUUAAAUUGUGUAUUAAACAAAUGGAAGAAGGCACUAGAUGUUCAAGGAAGCUUGCCAAAUGGAACUAUUGCAAUAACUUCUAAAAGCAAAUUUGAUGAAAAGAUAGAGUCGUCUUCUGCAAAAAUGUAUUUUCAUUAUUAUGGACAACUUUUGCAUCAGCAAAAUAUGUUGCAGGACUAUGUGAGGACAGGAACCUAUUAUGCUGCAGUUAUGGAGAAUCGUGCAGAUUUCAUUGGUCGUGUAGUAGUUGAUGUUGGUGCUGGUAGUGGUAUUUUGUCAUUAUUUGCUGCCCAGGCUGGUGCAAAACAUGUUUAUGCCGUGGAAGCAUCUGAAAUGGCAGAAUAUGCACGUAAACUUAUAGCUGGGAACCCAAUAUUGGGUCAACGAAUUACAGUUAUUAAAGGCAAAGUUGAGGAUGUUGAAUUGCCAGAGAAAGCAGAUAUUCUGAUCUCUGAGCCCAUGGGCACCUUGUUAGUUAAUGAAAGAAUGCUGGAGUCUUAUGUCAUUGCCAGAGAUAGGUUUCUCACCCCUAACGGGAAAAUGUUUCCUACAGUGGGAAGGAUUCACAUGGCUCCUUUCAGUGAUGAAUAUUUGUUUGUUGAAAUUGCUAAUAAGGCCCUGUUUUGGCAACAACAAAACUACUAUGGUGUUGAUUUGACGCCCUUACAUGGGACCGCCUUUCAAGGAUAUUUUUCUCAGCCUGUGGUGGAUGCUUUUGAUCCAAGGUUGUUAAUAGCUGCUCCAAUGUUCCACGUGAUAGACUUUACCAAAAUCAAGGAAGAAGAGCUGUAUGAAAUUGACAUUCCUCUCAGAUUCAUAGCCACUGUGGGUGCCAGACUACAUGGGCUGGCAUGUUGGUUUGAUGUACUGUUCAAUGGAAGUACUGCUCGAAGGUGGCUUACCACUGCUCCUGGUUCACCUACAACCCACUGGUAUCAGUUACGCUGUGUUCUUACACAGCCAAUAUAUGUCGUGGCAGGACAAGAAAUUACUGGCAGGAUGCACUUGAUCGCCCACACUGCUCAAAGUUAUACAAUCUAUCUAACAUUGUCAGCUAAAAUGUGGGGGCCUGGUGCUGAACAAGGAGAGAUUCUUCAAACAUCAUACUGUAAACUUGAUCUGAAAGAACCAUACUAUAGAAUGUCUCAACCGCAAGCUUAUCCAUUGACUCAAGAUCAGCAACCUCAAUCUCUUUUACAGACACAGGAUAUACCCAUCCAAUCUCAGGAUUUGGAUGAAGCGGAGAUGAUGCAACAGCCUUCGCCUAAUUCAUGUGCUCAAAUCGACUCCCUCAUGCAGAAUGCUUAAUUUGAUGGAUACUAACAUGAGAUUUCUGUUCGUAACAUGAAUUAUCUAGUUGGGGGAAUGUGUCCGUCUUUAUUUGGACAUACCUCUUGCCUGUAAAUUCACCAAUGCUGCUUUUGUUAUUUAUUGCGAGUGGUUUGUGCUGCAGAUCCUGUAUUCAAAUGCAUCGUAAUUUAUCCAGCAAUACAUUGAAUCCUCAA